AUGGGAUAUCAGGAUGGUGUAACUCCUGGAAUUUCUCCUCUUUAUGGCGAAUAUGAUUCACCUGCACCCAUCUUUACUACGGUAACACUUGACGGCCCAAGUGAGUAUAUCACAGGGCUUAAAGGUAAUUUGUAUGAUUAUCAUAAUUGUAGUGACAAGUGGAUCUCAUCGUUGACAAUUGAAACUAACAAGAAUAGUUAUGGACCUUCUGGAAAGCCUAAUGCCGGCGAGAAAGAAUUUAAGAAUCAAUUUGGUGGAUUUCAUGGCACUUUUGGUAAUCCUGGUUUUAUAAGUACUAGACUCACGUCUAUUGGAGUAUAUGUUAAGCCUACAUGA
Molecule: messenger RNA, 336 nt
Organism: Chenopodium quinoa (quinoa)
Lineage: Eukaryota; Viridiplantae; Streptophyta; Magnoliopsida; Caryophyllales; Amaranthaceae
Product: jacalin-related lectin 2-like
Exons: 3
Coding region: 1-336 (111 amino acids)
Source: RefSeq, a predicted model, not a curated record